AUGCAGUUCCCUUCCUCUCUCAUCGCCGCCGCCGCCCUGGCCCUCGCCGCUGGCCCUCAGCUCGUCUCCGCCCUCUGGGAAUGCGACAGCGGCCUUUCCGCGCUCGGAGUCGAGCCCGCCGACGGCACCUUCUACAUCCACUACACCUCCGUUCGUGACAGCAACUACAAGCCCAACGGGGACGAAGGAUCCGUUGAGCCCUGGAUCCGUGUCUGCAACUCCAAUGACGGAGCCUGGGAAUCGACCAUGUUCGCCGUGGUCUGCACCAACUUCGUUGGUGGAAGCUCGCCUCAGAGCUUCGAUGCGACCAGCAUUGGCCUUGAGGAGUCUAUCACCGUUUACAAUGGUGAAGGGUGUGAUUCGGACGCCUCUAACCUCGAGAGUGGAUACAUCAAGUACGGCACCACUGAGAAGUCUCUGGAGACUGGCUGUGGAACUCGCGACCACGGAGUCACUUGCGAGUUCACUGAUUAGAU
Messenger RNA from Aspergillus heteromorphus CBS 117.55, 476 nucleotides. RefSeq lists its product as uncharacterized. NCBI's taxonomy places the organism in Eukaryota, Fungi, Ascomycota, Eurotiomycetes, Eurotiales, Aspergillaceae. Bases 1 to 474 code for a protein of 157 amino acids. The transcript has 2 exons. The record is from RefSeq and is a predicted model, not a curated record.